Molecule: messenger RNA, 2508 nt
Organism: Salarias fasciatus (jewelled blenny)
Lineage: Eukaryota; Metazoa; Chordata; Actinopteri; Blenniiformes; Blenniidae
Product: pleckstrin homology-like domain family B member 3
Exons: 14
Coding region: 1-1848 (615 amino acids)
Source: RefSeq, a predicted model, not a curated record
AUGCCCCAACAUACCAUGGAGAACUCCCGGAGUCAGUGGGAGCAGGGUCUGCGGCCGCCGUGGAUCACCAGGGUGAUCGGGGAUCAGAGUCCCGCCUCCUCGGGGGCCGAGUCGGACACGGAGAGCAGCAGCACAGAGAGUGAGAGGUCCUGCAUUAAAAAGCUGGAGAGUGGCUCACGGAGGGUUUUACCAUCGUCUUCAAUGCUCCAACAGCGAAUCACAGAGAUCGACCAACAGAAAGAAGAACUGAAGAUUGAGCUGCAGCUGGAGAUCGCCCUGCUGCAGGGAGAGCUGCAGACAGAGAAGAACCAGCUGCAGCGACACACGCAGAAGCUCCAGGCUCUGCAGGAGGCGGCCAGACAAAGAGACAAGGGCAAGCACACCGACAGACAAAAGGAGCGAGAGAACCUGGAGCAGGAGAGACGCAGGGUGGAGGAGCUGAAGAGGAGCUAUGAGGAAAAACAGAAGCUGAUCCCGACUCAGCCAGAGAGUCAGAAAGAGCAGCUGACAGCGCAGCUGCAACAGGAGAAAGAGGCAAUGGAGGCCGCGGUUCGGGCUUUUGACGACUGGGAGUUUCGUGUUCUGGAGCGAGAGAGCGGCAUCGACGAAGAAGACGAGAGCGAGGAGGACAAAGAAAAGGAGGCGGCGAGCCGAGCAGAGGUGGAGAAGGAAAUCUUAUGUCAGCAGCACGCGGUCAACAACGCGCAGGGGCGAGUGGAGCAGUUGGAGAAGCAGCUGAAGGAGAUGGAGAGGGAGAAGGAGAGGGAGCUGAACUGCUUGAGGAAAGAGAGGAGAGAACUCGUCCAGUCAAACCAAACGGUUCUCAAAGACAAGAAGCCGCUCACUGAUUGGUCGAACAUCACCGGCUCCGCCCCCUGCAUGAUGUCUCUUUCUCCUCUGACUGUCCACAAACCUCCUCAGGAACCAUGCAAAGAAACCACCAGCCUGCCUCGAAGACGGAGCUCAAACCGACACAACAGAGCCAGCGACCGGCCGCUCUCGGCACAGGUGUUUGUGAGGGCGCCUCCAGACAGUCAGACCCCCGAGGGCUUCUCUUCCCCGCUCUCCCCCCAUAGGCUGAGCAACGGACACAGCAACGGGCACAGGCCGGCCAUCGGUAACGGUGGAGGUUUCCUUCCUCCGUGCAACAGCACAACAAGCUCCAGAGCUGCCAGCCCGUGCCUUUUGGAUCUGGUGGAGAUCGAGAGGAAGCUGCGUGAAGCCAAGGCGGAGAGAGAGAGGCUGCUCAGAGAGCGGGAAGAGCGACGGCUGCUGUUGUUGGAAGAAAAACGAAAAAAGGAGCAAAACUCUCUAAGACCAGAACCAGAAGACGCAGAGACACCUCGAAGGCCAGAACCAGAACCGGAACUCCCCCGAGAGGAACCAAAGGCCGUUUAUUCACCAAAUUCCCCCGAGCAGCGCAGCCUGCCCCUCUUCCUCUCCCCGAACUUUGACCUGCGGGCCCACGUAGAGUCUCUGGGUCACGGGGUUUCGGCCUGCACGGACCUGCGGCUCACGCCUCGACGCUGCGCCGGCUUCCUGACCAAGCGAGGGGGGAGGGUCAAGACCUGGAAGAAGAGGUGGUUUCUGUUUGAUACGGACCACAAACGACUAGCCUACUAUACAGACUGUGAUGAGAGGAAGUUAAAGGGAGUCAUCUACUUUCAGGCCAUCGAAGAAGUUUAUUACGACCAUCUACGCACAGCUGCCUCUUCUCCGCGGCCCAGUCUGACGUUCUGUGUCAAGACGUACGACCGUCUCUUCUUCCUGGUGGCCUCAAAUCCGGUGUCCAUGCGGAUAUGGAUGGACGUCAUCGUCACGGCGACAGACGAGCACUGCCGCUAUUGACCUCCGGAACUGUGAAACUCUCGAAGCUGCCUUACUCUGACAGACGGCCGUUCUUCGCUCUCUCGGCUGUCUGAAGAAGCCUUCGGCUCAUCGUGAACCGGACUCGUGGAUAAAAAGAGGCGGAGUCACCGUGGUUGUGGUUUCCAGAUGUGUUUGGACACGGCGGAGGAGGAGGUUACCCACCGAGUGAUGGCUAUCAGCAAACCGUCUGCAGCUCCCCUCAGCAGCCUGCACACUGGAUGUUUGUUACUAUGAGGUUUACACUCUCUGAGUCAGAGCGCCCCCUGCUGGCCACAGGACUGAAUCACAAAACUGAAGCUCACUGCAUGACCAAACACUACAACAGCUGCUGGCGUGCACACCAGCACGAUUCUGCACAAACUAACACCCAAAACCCAGUCAGGAUGGUAAUCAUGAAGUUUAUGCGGACUUUCAGAGAAAGGAAGAGGCGGAACACUGUGGCUACAUACUUUUUUAAUUAUUGGAUUGCUUCAUAUUUUCAUGUGUUUUCCAUGAAUACAUCUGCAUCUUAUGUCAGUGUUUUCACCUCAGACAGAUUGUAUAUACGAUUUUAAAGGUUAUUUAUUAUUUUAAAAAUUUAUAUGGGGUUUGAUUUGCAAAUACCGGAGAAAGAACACUGUUAUGAAUGCACUAUUAAAU